AAGAUGGCGGACGAUCUAGACGAGCUGUUGGACGAGGUGGAGAACAAGUUCUGCCGCCUAGCCAAGCCGGAUUGCUCUGAUGCAGUCCGAACUUCGGGAGAGACAAAAAACCGCCCGAGAGAGGAGAAAGAGGCGGCUAAAGCAGCCUCGUCCGGAGAGAGGGCCAGAGUUUCCAAAAUAUCAACAAAACAUAGCAAUGAAGAAGAGGACUUGGAUGAAAUAAUUAAAGAUAUAAUCAAUGAGAAGAACUUUGCCAAAAAUCCUGUGAAAUGUAUAUCUAAAUGUUCCACCCUCCCAGCUGAAACUAAUAUUACCUCCAUUCAUGCUCAAGGUAAGAGAUGUUGCCCAGCAUACCUUGGAGGAAGCACUGCACCAUAUGGUAUCGGAACCAAUAUUUCACAGAAAACUUGUGAUCGACUACGUUGUACUGCAUGUGACUUCCGUGUUUUACACUAUGAUGACUACCAGUGGGAUAAAUCAUGUGAUUAUCUCUUUUUCAGGAAUAACAUGCCUGAAUUCAGCAAGCUGAGAACAAAGAUGGUAAAGAAGAAAGGAACACGGUCCUAUGCUUGCCAGUGCAGUUGGAGAUCUAUAGAUGAACUAACGGACGUGAGUGCGGACCGAGAGCUCCGCUGGGUUUGUAGCAAACAUGCCGAGUGACCUCAUCCUGCCCGGUCAAACAGCCAUUUCUGUACGAAGACCGGCUUCAGCAUUCAUGGGUGAUAAAACAGGCCCGUGUUCUGCGCACAGAAUGAAUCUUGUUAUUCCAAGUAUAACCUGAGUACUUUGCCUGGUCUGCGGUUCCCUUGUGAGCUAAGCAAACUGGAUGGGAUGGUCAUCCAGAAUCACAGCAGCCUGCACCCUAGAGAACUGGACUAUUUACAGGGUUGUUAGGAAUCCUUAGGCUCCUCAGCUCCCUCCACUGUUAUCAGUACGAGGGGGAAUGAAGGUCUGUGGCCUAGAAAGCGUUUCAGAAAUGAAGGAUGCACGAAGUGAAACUGGACCAAACUAUUCCUUUACCUAGAACACUCUUUUCUUCCCCCACAGUGAUCUACUACUGUGUG
This is a messenger RNA of Gekko japonicus, 1064 nucleotides long. RefSeq names its product chromosome unknown open reading frame, human C8orf37 (gene CFAP418). The record is from RefSeq and is a predicted model, not a curated record. Lineage: Eukaryota; Metazoa; Chordata; Lepidosauria; Squamata; Gekkonidae. The transcript has 6 exons. The coding region runs from base 4 to 660 and encodes 218 amino acids. Gene Ontology annotation, cellular component: cytosol.